Molecule: messenger RNA, 2152 nt
Organism: Colletotrichum destructivum
Lineage: Eukaryota; Fungi; Ascomycota; Sordariomycetes; Glomerellales; Glomerellaceae
Product: Putative zn(2)Cys(6) fungal-type DNA-binding domain, fungal transcription factor
Exons: 4
Coding region: 552-2081 (509 amino acids)
Biological process (GO): regulation of DNA-templated transcription
Molecular function (GO): zinc ion binding; DNA-binding transcription factor activity, RNA polymerase II-specific
Source: RefSeq, a predicted model, not a curated record
GCCAACUGAUUUCCCCGCGCGGGAGCAACACCGCCAUGUCUAAGGCAACACCAUCACGGCUGUCGGGAGAGACACGUCCUACGAGCCCCCCGAUUCGUUGGUUUUCGAAGGGCCAUGUCUCUUCCGCCUAUCAUCACGCUCCCGUACUGGUCGGAGCCUGGGAUCUCUUAGGGCUGACGGAAGAAGGGUGGAUCGACGGCUUCGCAAGGCGCACGGAAGGCGAAGCACGGGGAGAUAAGAGUCUAUACCCGAUUAGGAGAAUACUCUGGCCAAGACUCGAUGCCAAGCGAGGCGUCUCCCCAAGGGUUGGGCAUCGUGGCGGCAGCAAGGCACCCGCACAACGUCCAAAACGAAGGGCUACAUAAGAAUCCCCAAGCCUUUGCGGAUCUAACAGACCUAGCCUUACCCAAGAAAGCUUGCGACCGCUUCGUCCCGUCGACUUCUUAUUUCUCCAUUUGGCAUCGUCUGGGCCCCAUCAACCAAUAGAGCAGAUGACCCGUCUGCAACUCCUAUCGUGAUCGUUAUUCGGACAGAUCCGCUCAUCAAACGCCAUGUCUCCGACAGCCUUAACCGUGACGGCCCCUGCAUCACCCGAGUCCCCCGAGCGCCGCCGUUGUUGGGAAUGUCUCCGCCGUCGCUUGGUCUGUGACGCCAUCAAGCCUGUCUGCAACAAGUGUCGAACGGCAGGGAUUGUUUGCCCCGGCUACGACGACAAGAAACCACUCACUUGGCUUGCCCCGGGCAAGGUCACAUGCCGCACUCGGCGAAAACCUCGCAGUGGGGAGACCGACGCCGAUAGCAAGAAACCCAUUAGGCCAAAGUCAAAGACAUUGAGGAAGGGUUUGGGUAGAACUUUGAGUGAGGAGGAGCAAAGAAUUUUUGAUGGGGUUGAAUACAUUCUUCACUCGGAUCUCAGAACCGAUAUCUGUGACGUUUAUGAGGCCGUUCAGUAUUACAACGCCGUCUUCUACCCCUACACCAGGGCUGGACAUUCGGGCAACGCCAACGUGUUCAUCGACCAAAUACCUCUGAAGGUGGUAAAAUACCUGCCGACGUCUAUAGCACACAACCUGGUGGCUAUCGUGUUUCAACACCGGCUGCAUGUGCAGAUGGAAUGGAAAUUCGACUGCCCCUCGGCCAAACACGCCCAAGCUCGACUACACCACCAUCGCGGCAUUUCCAUCCGCGCUCUCAACGAGGAUAUUGCCAAUGCCAAGACACAGAGCAGCGACACGGUACUGACAGGUGUCACUUUACUUAUGCAGUCUGAGAUAACGUCAUGCAUAUCACCCAAUUGGAAGCAUCAUGCCACCGGCUUUCUUGCCAUGCUCGCCUGUCGCGGAGGUGCCACAGGCUGGCUCAAGUCUGCGGGUUACUUGAGAGGUGUUCUUUUGUCCUUCUUGAUAACAAUGGUGGUUGCAAACACAACAAGCCCCUCGUUUGAUCAAGUAGAAAUUUGCUCCCACAAAGAGCUUAUCGCCAUGACGGAGGAAUUGUAUCCUCUGGGUUUGCACCCUUCCAUACCUUGUCCAAUGACCCUCUUCUUAGAGAUCAUCCGGAUCAAUCAUCUCCGGUACCAGUUUUCGAAGGGGUUGAUCAGCAAGGAAGAAGCCGAGGUUUCUGCCGACAAGAUCAUCAGCAGGAUCAUGGAUUUCAACUCGGAAGACUGCACCGGCUUCUACGAAGCCAAAGAGCAACGUGACCUGAUUACUCACAUGUUUCAUUCGGCGGUUGCUGUAUUUGGCAUCUCCUCUCUGCAGAGUACCGGGGUUCUUCCCAACACGAGGUACCUGAAGUCGCUGAAGACAGGGCACAGCGACCGUUUGUACUGCCUAUUGGAAGAAAUGAGGAAGCACACGGUCCUCAAGAAGUCGGUACAGUGGCCUUUGAUAGUCGCCGGCGUCGAGGCAGGAAUCAGAGUAGACAAGCGACGGCUUGUUGGGGAGCUCCUCGUAGACCAGGGGAAGGACAUUGGCACGCCCCUUUCUUUCCACGCCAAGACCAUACUACGGAAGUUCUGGGACGGGACCAACACGGAUUGGGAUGUUUGUUUCGAUCAGCCUUAUGCGUUGGUGGCUUAGCUUAGGUCUCACUUUAUAGAGAAGCAGUUAGAUUCAAAUCUUCACAGGUUUAUAAACAUCUCUAGGUAAAC